GCAGUACGCACCGCUCGCCAUUUUGUUCUUCCUAUGGCAAGCGGGAGAGCUCGCGCGCUUCACACGAACCGUCCUUUUUAAAACCAUAUCUACAUAAUAGUAAUAGCUUUAUUAACAUCUUUGGCGUGUCAAAGUGGUGCCUGAGGCGAAGGCAAGGCUAGAAGUCGGUCGAGAAGUUUCGCAAUGGCGGCGGCGGCGGCGGGGGAGAACCAGGCCGUCGAGGCGGCCUCCGUUUCCCUCGGCGGUUCGGAGAAUACGCGCCGCCUGGCCGAGCUCCGCGUGAUCGACCUCCGGGCCGAGCUGAAGCGCCGCAACCUGGACAGCAGCGGCAACAAGAGCGUCCUCCUCGAGCGCCUCAGGAAGGCUAUAGAGGAGGAAGGGGGAGAUGCUGAGGAGAUCCCAGUGGCGUCAGAAAUAACCCCCAAGAGGGCACCCAAGAGAAGCAGCAAAGGACGUCGAGUGGAGGAAGAAGGCGUUGAAGACAAUGGGCUGGAGGAGGACUCCGGCGACGGACAGGAGGAUAUUGAAGCAAGUUUGGAUAAUUUGCAGGAUAUUGACAUGAUGGAAAUUAGUGUGUUAGAUGAAGCUGAAAUAGAUAACAGCAGUGAUGUAGACUGCCAAGAGGAGGAGGACAAUGCUGGUAGUAGACUUGACUCCCUCCUUGGUAGUAAAGAAAAUGCUGGUGCAGAACAGACAGACGUUCCAGAACAGCUGGCAGGAAACCCUGUAGGUAACAUGGAGUCACCUCCACCCUUGUCAGAUAUUAAAGAAGAAUCGAGAGAAAUACCAGUAGCCAUGGUAGAGGGUGAAGAUGUCGGGGGCGCCUUAGAACAGCCCCCCUCUGACUUUGCAAACAUGCAGGACCUUGAAGAAUUCCCCUUGGAAACAGAAAAUGAGAAAAUGCUCGACAUUUUGGGUGACACUUGUAAAUCUGAGCCCCUUAAAGAAGACCCUCCUGAAGCGGAGCAGGCGCAAGAAAGGAAUGACCCGUUGGCGGGCAAAAAGGCAUCCGAGGAAGAGGAAGAAGAUGCGCUUGGCGGCGCCUCCACCGCUCAGCCGGAAGAAGAAGAGGCUUUAGAUUCGGAGAGCCAGUCAGGCCAAGAAGCCGAGAAAGAAGAGGAGGAAGCCAAGCACUUAGUUGUAGCGAAAGGGGAGCUGAGCGGACAGAGAGUUGAGGAAGCCAAAGUGGACUCUGACUCUUUAGCGGUAGAGAGCAGGAGUGGAGGUGGAGGUGGUGAAGGAGGAGGAGGAGGAGGAGGUGAGAGUAGCAGAGGAGCCCAGACUCUGGAAGCCAGUAGUGAGGAAACCGCGGAGACGGACGCAGGGCCCCAGGUGCUUAGCCCAGAGGCCGAGAAGAUGGAAGCCAAGGCUAAAUGUGAGGAAGAGUCCUCUGCCACUAAAGAGUCCUCUGCCAAAGAGGCUGGUGAUCAGAACACGAGCUCCGUUGAGGAUACAGAUGUUAAAAGUGGUUUGAAAGAUGAGAAGAGUCGCCCAAGCAGUAGCUCCAGCAAAAAUCUCUGGGUCAGUGGCCUUUCGUCUUCAACCAGAGCUACCGAUCUGAAAAAUCUCUUCAGCAAAUACGGAAAGGUGGUAGGUGCCAAAGUGGUAACAAAUGCCCGCAGCCCUGGCGCUCGGUGCUAUGGCUUUGUCACCAUGUCUUCAUCUGAGGAGGCAACCAAAUGCAUCACCCAUCUGCACAGGACAGAGCUGCAUGGGAAAAUGAUCUCUGUGGAGAGGGCCAAAAAUGAACCAGCGGGGAAAAAGGUAUCAUCAGACAAAAAAGAAAAUGAAGGAGGAAAGAAGGAAAAGGACCGGCGCCAUUCAUCAGAGUCACGAUCAGAAAGGUCACACAGUCUUCGAAAAGAAGAAAAAUCAGACAAAAAGGAUGAGCCCAAGAAGUCAGAUGAGAAGGAUGGUGGGGAGGCGAAAGAGGGGGAGAAAUCAGAGGAGGAGCACAAAACGGGGUCUGGCCGUUCACGUUCUGUUAAAUCAGCAAGCCGAGGAACCGAGCGGACGGUAGUCAUGGAUAAAUCGAAAGGAGAGCCAGUUAUCAGUGUGAAAACUUCCACCACGUCAAAAGAGAGAAGCACAAAGAGUCCUGACCGGAAGUCAGAGAGCAAAGAGAAACAAGACAUUCUGUCAUUCGAUAAAAUCAAAGAACAGCGAGAGCGGGAGCGGCAGAGGCAACGGGAGCGAGAAAUCCGAGAGACGGAACGCCGAAGGGAGCGGGAGCGGCGAGAGCGGGAGCAGCGGGUCCAGGCCGCCCAUGAGUGGGACGAGCGGCAGCGGCUUCAGUGGGAGCGGGAGCGCCUCCACUUUCAGAGGCAGCGGCUAGAGCGAGAGAGGAUGGAGCGGGAGCGGCUGGAGCGGGAGCGAAUGCACAUUGAGCAAGAGAGGCGGCGGGAGCAGGAGCGCAUCCAGAGGGAGCGCGAAGAGUUGCGACGGCAGCAGGAGCAGCUCCGCUAUGAACUGGAGCGCCGCCCAACUUUACGGCGACCGUACGACACGGAUUGGAGGCGUGAUGAUUCGUAUUGGCCGGAGGCAAAGCGGAUGGCCAUGGAUGACAGAUACCAUUCUGACUUCAGCCGCCAAGAUCGCUUCCAUAGUUUUGACCACAGAGAGCGCAGCCGGUACCAGGAUCAUCUGAUGGAUAGGAGAGAAAGUUCAAGAACAUUGCCAGAUCGAGAUGGACAGCACUAUCCUGACCGCCACUCCCGGGACAGCUGGGGGGGUUACGAGAGGCGGCUGAGCAAAGGACGGGGGUUGCCCCCACCAUCCCGAGACGGGCGAGACUGGGGAGAUCAUGGCCGCAAGAUGGACGUGCAUCAGGACCGUUCGUGGGCAGGCAGUGUGGAUAGCGGGAUAUCGGGACGGGAGCAUGAAAGAUGGCAAGCAGGUGAGCGGAGCGUGCCAGGCCAAUCUGGACCUGACCAUGUAAUGAACUGAAGAGGAAUGCCAGGCGUGGAGGUUUUUUUGCAAGGCGGAACUGCAAACCCAGAGGCACAAGGAGCCGGCCUGCCGGGCAGCUUUGCGAGUCAGGAUAGAACAAGCCGACCCAACGACCCUCGAUUUACCCGGCGCUAUUGAAAGCACUUGGCCUUUGAAACACUUCCAUGGCAGCAGUGUCGAACCUUGUCCCCUGGUUGUUGCUUUGGACUCUUGUCACCAGAAGAGAACACCAUAGCACUCUCUCAUAGCUUGCAUAUAAUGUAAACUCAAAUGUGUGCGUGUGUGUAUUUCCCCCCCUCCCUCAAUAUGUUCUUAUCUGGAUAUACCAUUUAGUUGUUUCACAGGAAGCAUUCCAUUUUUCCAUUAACAAUAAAAUCUCUUAUUAUGUU
This is a messenger RNA of Sceloporus undulatus (fence lizard), 3338 nucleotides long. RefSeq names its product scaffold attachment factor B2 (gene SAFB2). Lineage: Eukaryota; Metazoa; Chordata; Lepidosauria; Squamata; Phrynosomatidae. The record is from RefSeq and is a predicted model, not a curated record. Gene Ontology annotation, cellular component: nucleus. Gene Ontology annotation, molecular function: sequence-specific DNA binding; RNA binding. Gene Ontology annotation, biological process: regulation of mRNA processing; regulation of transcription by RNA polymerase II.